Messenger RNA from Actinia tenebrosa (Australian red waratah sea anemone), 796 nucleotides. RefSeq lists its product as uncharacterized. NCBI's taxonomy places the organism in Eukaryota, Metazoa, Cnidaria, Anthozoa, Actiniaria, Actiniidae. The record is from RefSeq and is a predicted model, not a curated record.
UUCACCCCGCAGUGUGCGGUCGUACUUAACACCUCUGUCGUAAAAAAACAACUUAAAGUAUAAAAUAUCACUGUAUCCCGAAGGUAGAAGUUGUUAAGCGACUUGAUCGCUAAUCCGGUGCAAUUGGAGCUGCCAUCCUCGCUUCGUACUACAGCUGUAACAGUCUGUCAGGAUUUGAAAAGUUGAUGAUAACAUCGAAGAUAAAGAAGGCCCUUUUGAUAGAAGAUAAAUGUGACACAAAACUUGAGAGAUGCGAUCUCUUUCUUCAAGAUAAUAGUACGCAUUUAUAUCGGAAACGCUAAAGAAAAGGUCUUCAAAGAUGAUGAAGUUUCUCAUUGCCAUCCUGUUCUUCGCCUUCAGCUAUUGGAAUGAAGUAUCAAGCAUUACUCAGUUCAAUACACACGAAGGAUGUAACGCAAGCUUCGUCUGUUAUCACUCAUUUGGUGCAUCAGUCAACUGGACAAGCUCUAGAGGACCUCUGAAGCAAGGUCCAAAGCUUGUCAUAGAGAAUGCAAGUUACCAUAGUGUGUUGUACUUGAUCAGUGUGACGCCCGCUGAAAAUGGAAAUAUUUCAUGUCAAAGAAAUCAGUUAGAAGCUUUACAUUUCUCUCUUAGUGUACAAGGAAAGUGUAAGGAUUUAUUUAAUACAGUAACAUGUAAGGGAACAAUAGAUGGAGGAGAUGACUGCACAAGCUCUUGGAUGGUAACCAAUUGUAGAAAAUCAUGUGGUCUUUGUCCAAAAUUUAAUUGUACAGAAUCCGAGAGGCCAACAGGUAAAGUUAUCACUAGAACUUAA